AUGUUUGAGUCUCUCGUGUCGCGGCUCACGUCGCCGCCCGUGUCGCGACGGAGACAUACGGUGCAUGCUGCAAGGGAGGUUUGCAGCGAGCCAGAGGAAGAAGCAGCACCAGUACAGCGUCGUUCAAGGGCCGCUAAACAACUAUUAGACAAGCGUCGUAAAGCAAGACUUUCAUGUGCCGAUCUUACCACUGCUACAAAUGGGGAACCCGAACGUACAUCGCGCAUGGACGCGCUCAAAGCUUUCUUGCCAUUACGACAGUCGAAAUCCCUUGGAAGACUCGACGGUCUCAAAGAGGUGAGUGUUGAAAGUAAAUUUAUUUGCUGA
Molecule: messenger RNA, 327 nt
Organism: Danaus chrysippus (African queen)
Lineage: Eukaryota; Metazoa; Arthropoda; Insecta; Lepidoptera; Nymphalidae
Source: the annotation of a GenBank genome assembly